Necator americanus (New World hookworm) is the source of this 633-nucleotide messenger RNA. RefSeq lists its product as uncharacterized. Lineage: Eukaryota; Metazoa; Nematoda; Chromadorea; Rhabditida; Ancylostomatidae. The record is from RefSeq and is a predicted model, not a curated record. The coding region runs from base 1 to 633 and encodes 210 amino acids. Gene Ontology annotation, cellular component: lysosomal membrane. The transcript is spliced from 6 exons.
AUGGUUUCUUUUCACGCCAUCCUCCCUUCAUUGGCGUUGUGCUGCAUUAUCGGUGCUUCUGCAGAGGCCAAUUUCGAAGAUACUCGAUGUCGAUGUGUCUGUCCAAACACCAUGUACUUUGUAGGCGACAAUGCCACGGAACAAAGCGAUAAUCGUCGACGCUACUAUACGAUGACAAAUAUAAAUCCGAGCUUCUGUAACCCGCAGUCAGUUGUGAAAGGCGAAGUCACUAAAUACGUGGAUGAAACUCAUAUGGACGCGUUUCUUGCUAACUGUGAUUGUCGCUUCGAAAGCAGGAAUACUGUUAUGCUUAAGGUGGUAGUUAUCUUCGUAAUCUGUGUGAUCAUGCUGUUAGUGACAUAUAUGGCAUUUUUGUUGUGCUUGGAUCCGAUGCUACGAAGACAAAGAUUCCAGUCAUCCUAUCGUCAGCAGAAUGAUGAGAUGGAAGACAAUAUUUUUGCAAGAGCAAAUGAAAGCUCUUCAACAGAAACGACGCUGCCUACCAACAUGCGUGCAAGAUCAAGCAGUAAAUCAAAUGUUCUUGGUCGUGUAGAGGCGGAACAGAAUCGAUGGAUGAAGAAAGUCGAGGAACAAAGGAAGAAUAUUUUUGAGGAUCACACGAUGUUGAAUUAA